AUAUCUUUGUGACCGAUGCCUUCCGAGGGUUGCAAAAUUACCGAGUUCAACUUUCGCUUUAAAGUGUCAUAAAGGAGGAUGAUAUUUCGCCUGAUAUCCCGACUACCUGUGCAGGCAAGGCAAUUAGUAAGGAUGAGUUCUUCCUCAGCAAAGCGUCUUUCUGGAAAAGUUGCGAUUGUCACAGCUUCCACAGACGGAAUAGGAUAUUCCAUAGCUGAGAGACUUGGACAGGAUGGAGCCAAAGUAAUGAUUAGCAGUAGAAAACAAAAAAAUGUAGAUGCCAGUCUUAAGAAACUGAAAUCCUAUGGGAUUGAGGCCUCAGGAAUAGUAUGCCAUGUAGCCAAGAAAGAAGACAGACAGAAAAUGAUACAGAAGACUCUAGAAGAUUUUGGAGGCGUUGACAUUUUCAUUUCCAAUGCUGCUGCCAAUCCCCAUUUUGGUCCAAUUCUGUCAUGUUCAGAAGAUGCCUGGGAUAAGAUUUUUGAAACUAAUGUCAAAGCAACUUUUAUGUUAUGCAAAGAAAUUGUACCUCUCAUGGAAAAAAGAGGGGGAGGUUCUAUUGUUGUUGUUAGUUCUUUUGCUGGUUACAAACCCUCUGAGAAGUGAAUCAUUGGUGCCUAUUCAGUCAGCAAGACGAGUCUUUUAGGUCUAAUUAAAGCUCUGGUCCCUGAGUGUUCUUCCAGAAAUAUACGCAUUAACGGACUGGCACCAGGUAUUAUAAAGACACGCUUCAGUGAGCAAUUGUGGAAAGAUGAAGAGAGCUCAAUUAGUCAAGUUUCCCUUCAAAUGAUACCCAUUAAAAGGUUCGGUGAGCCGCGAGAGUGUGCAGGGACUGUGUCCUUCCUGGUCUCUGACGACGCUUCCUACAUCACUGGCGAAACCAUUCUGGUCACGGGGGGCAUUGAUGCCAGACUUUAGGGAGCAAUCAACAAUGACCACAGAUCAAAGCAAAAAUCCACCUCAAACACAGUUAUCUUUCUUAGAUAGUAUUUUCUGUGACUGUAUUAUAUUAUUAUCUUUGUGUGCAUGCUAUUUGAAGACUGUGAUAAGGGAUUCAUAACGAAGAACAUUUCAUAUUUCCUGAUAAUUUAAUGUACAAUGAUAUUCAUAUUUGGGAUAUUUAAAAAUUGACAAUUCAUUGUUGUAUGUCAUAUUUUUAUGGGUAUUAAGGAAAAAUAAAAUGUUUCGAUACUU
Magallana angulata is the source of this 1194-nucleotide messenger RNA. Its product is annotated as dehydrogenase/reductase SDR family member 4-like. The record is from RefSeq and is a predicted model, not a curated record. The transcript has 9 exons. Lineage: Eukaryota; Metazoa; Mollusca; Bivalvia; Ostreida; Ostreidae. Gene Ontology annotation, molecular function: carbonyl reductase (NADPH) activity.